CACAGACCGAUGCUUAUUUGGCAUACAUCAUGGAACCUCCGAGAUCAUAUUGGAUGAUAUUUAUUUGGCAUCUGUUUAUUUUUCCAAGCAAUGACGCAGCGUGUACAACGUCGAAAAAUGAGAUGAGAUGGCCUUUGGUUCCAAUAAUAUGUACUCAGGAAAUCAAACUGAAUGCGGAUCCGAUCUCUAUCAUGCCUUGUUCCCUGACUUUCGUCGACAACUACCCCAACCUUACCUUUCCCUCUCCACCGCCUUCUGUCAGACUGCAGGGUGAUGCAUUCAUCGACCUCCGCGUCCCAAACUUCAACAGCCUUGCGGAUUACGGAUUUUCCGCCUUCGUCAAUCCGGAUUCGCUUCUGCACAGCUGCAUCUUCCAUUACAAGUCCGACGACAAUAUGUUUGAGACGAAAUUUAUUUCUACACCUACUGAGUCUAGAAUCGUCAUUAACGACAGUACAGGUAUAUCUGUCACACACAGCCCUUUGGUAAUCGGAAACUGGCAGAAAGUGGGGUUAGGGAUAGACGUCAGCACAGGAAAAAUCAAGAUGUUCGUAGAUCGUUUCACUUUUGAUCAAUAUGAAACGGGAGAGGAAUCAAGCGCACAGCAUACUGCUCCUGGAAUAAGGACUCCGGGGACUUUGAGAGUGGGUGGAUCGUUUGACGGGGAGACUUACAGUGGACUAGUCUCCUGUGUUGGUUUCAACACGGAUAAAAAUUUGGACUGUUCCACAAAUUGCUAUGAUGCUGCAAUCUGGUCUGGAGUUAAUGUGCCUGUUGAGAAGAGGCACUACGGGACUUUCAUACCUGUGAUGUACGGAAAAGAGCCAGUGGACACCCCCGUGUACGUCACUUCCACGGAAAAUCUAACCUCCUGCACUUUGUUGUGUUUGCGAGAUUUCUUUGUGUGCGCCACCCUUACGUAUGACGUCAUCACUAAGGCCUGUUCUCUGUAUUCAGGCUCUGUGCUGUCGGGUAAUACUGUCACCCAGAUGCAGGCGAGUUCUCCGUCCAUCACCUUGUAUACGUUAAAGGGUUAUUAGUUACACUGUCGAGAACUUGUUCAUCCGAUUUCAUGUUAAUCUGAGCAGAAAAUGUAUACAUACAGUCUGUUUCUACUCGGUGCAAUGGAAAGAACAUGGGUGUACCUGAUUUGUCUACACCGACCACAAAGUGUACACCUUUUCUUAAUCAAGUGCAAAAGUAUACAUUUUUUUAUGUGCACCAUCUACAACCUGUAGAGGGCAUGUGUUAGUAAAUGAACUGAAAAAAAUCAAUAUGGCUGAAAAAUAAUCAAACGGGAAUGCAGAUUUUUCUUUCCGUAUUUUGCUCACUGUAAUGUACAUGUAGAUACGACGAUAAUUCCAGUGUACUGUAUGCAGUCAUUUACAAGAGUUCUUCUCUCUCUCUCUCUCCCCCCCCCCCCCAUAUUCUCCUGUCCACUCACCUGUUGUUUAUCUUAUACAAUGAGAUAUAUUGUGUGUAUACCUGUAUAUGUACUAGAUUUAUUCCGAUGAGUUGUAUAACCCAAGGACAAUAAAAGAAUUGAAGUGUAAAUUGAAAUCUAUUUUAAAGGAUAAAUGAAAACGAUUGCUAUUUCGUUCAAUCAUUAAAAACAAGUUCGGCGCCAAAUAAAUCAGCAUUUUGGAAUAUGACCUAUAUGUGGGUAUUUAUAAAUACACAUUAGUAUAAUACAAUUUUUUUUUUUAAGAAAAAAAAUCUUGAAUACUAGUAGUUUGUUUUUUCUUUAUUAGCAUUAAAAUGGUUCAUUAUAACUUUCCAUUAAGGAUCUUAUCAGCUGCUGAACAUCCAUAUAGAAUAUACUACACUACACCCAACUGCACUUGAUUAUAAGGUGUAAAUCGACUGCACCGGGUGUACAUUGAUGUAGGCAAAUCAAGCACAUCCGUAGAUCUUAGAUUACAGUGACAAGUUUUCCUUUGCAAUAUAUGGAUGUAUUUUUAAUGUAUAUGUUACAUAAAUAAAGCUCUGUAAAAUAGUGGAUUAUCAAACAAAAAUUUCCUUAUUUUAUUGUUGAUAAAGUGAUAGCGUUUAUAAAUCUAAAAUAAAUCUUUGUACCUU
Molecule: messenger RNA, 2079 nt
Organism: Ostrea edulis (European flat oyster)
Lineage: Eukaryota; Metazoa; Mollusca; Bivalvia; Ostreida; Ostreidae
Exons: 3
Coding region: 30-1040 (336 amino acids)
Source: RefSeq, a predicted model, not a curated record